Camellia sinensis is the source of this 700-nucleotide messenger RNA. The record is from RefSeq and is a predicted model, not a curated record. Lineage: Eukaryota; Viridiplantae; Streptophyta; Magnoliopsida; Ericales; Theaceae.
ACCACCUUAACUUCUUCAUUCUAUCCUCCAUUUAGGAUUUCUCAUAACAUAACUUGUUGAGAGAGAGAGAGAAAGAGAGCAAAAAUGGCUGCCAAGAAAUUCACUACCAUAUUGAUCUUGACAACGGUAGCGUUGGUUGUGAUGGGAAGUGCCAUCACCGGCAAAGCACUUUCAGAUUGUGCCAAAAACUGCAUGCCUACAUGUUUGGCGGAGGAGGAUACCACCAUGUCUGAUUGUGAGAAUUCCUGUGAAAGCUUCUGCGAAACACAAGGCUCAAAUUCACCUGUUAAUAUAUUUGGCACUGGAAAGAGGACACCCAAAUUUGAUGCUAAACUCUACAAGGAACAAGUACAUGCAAAACUCAAUGCAGCAGGAGCUAAAAAAGUCUGAUGAAUAUAGGAUCAAGUACUAUGACUCUAUGUUCAGUUAGAUCUCAGUUUUUGAGGCUUGAUUUGUACUAAUCCCUAGCUUAAUAUUUAUUGUUAUUAAUAAAUAGUAUUACUAUAAUAAAAUAUUAGUCAAAACUAAUCACCCGAUUAGUCCAUUGGCCAAAGCCUGCAUCUCCCCACCGUCAUGUGAGGUUAGAGAUUAAAAUUUCUCCACUUUUGUGUGGAUUGUAUUAUACUUGUAUUGUUUCUAAUUUUUCUCUCAUUUUGAAAGUUUCUUUAUAAUAAUGAAUUUUAUUUGAUCUUUAUCCUCA